Messenger RNA from Pomacea canaliculata, 1227 nucleotides. RefSeq names its product b(0,+)-type amino acid transporter 1-like. Lineage: Eukaryota; Metazoa; Mollusca; Gastropoda; Architaenioglossa; Ampullariidae. The record is from RefSeq and is a predicted model, not a curated record. Gene Ontology annotation, molecular function: L-amino acid transmembrane transporter activity. The coding region runs from base 150 to 1145 and encodes 331 amino acids. Gene Ontology annotation, biological process: amino acid transmembrane transport. The transcript is spliced from 10 exons. Gene Ontology annotation, cellular component: membrane.
UUCACCUUUAAGCUGAUACUACUUGACUUCCCGGCAGGCAUAGCGGUGCAGGCCAUGACGUUCUCGGAGUAUCUUGUCAACUCUGUCCAGCUGUGCGGCACCCCGGGACCUCUAGUCACAGUCACCUCCGUCACUUUGAUAGUGACCUUAUGCGCAUUGAACCUUGCCAGCGCGAGGACAUCAGCUGUCGUCAGCAUCGUCUUCCUCUAUGCCAAGCUGCUGGCACUGGGCGUCAUCAUCGUUGGGGCGUGUACCGGUUGGCCUCAGGGCAAGAUGAAACCUCAGACCUGUCCACUGGGUUUCAUGGGACGGAGACGUCGGCAGCAUCCAUUGCAAAGUCCUUCUACUUUGUCAUGUGGGCCUAUGGAGGAUGGAAUAACAUCAACAAUAUUACAGAAGAAGUCAAAAAUCCAAAAAGAAACAUCCCGUUGGCCAGCGUGUUCAGUGUCUUUGCUGUGACCAUCAUCUACCUCCUCACCAUCGUGUCAUACCUGGCUGUUAUGUCCCGCCAAGACAUGCUAGCAAGUAGCACGGUUGCUAUGACAUGGGGAACCAAAGUCUUGGGUGGCGGGGUGGCGUCUUUGCUCAUCUCUCUGUCAGUGAUGGCUUCCACGGCCGGCAGCGGCAACGCAGGAAUUUUUACCUCUCCCAGAAUAAUGUUCUCUGCUGCACGCGACGGCAACUUGCCGGAUGUUCUGUCGUACAUACACGUGACCAGGCGUACGCCGAUAGCAGCCAUUCUUUUUAUGGUCAUUCUUGGGAUCCUGUGUUGCCUCGUGGCGGACAUCGUCACACUUAUCAGCUUCUCUUCCCUUCUCGACUGGUUCUUUUACUUCCUCUGUGCCGUUGCUCUCCUCGUCAUUCGAUUUAGGCAGAGAGGCAAAGACGAUGAUGUCGCGUACAAGCAACCUGUGCUGGUGCCGGUGCUGUUCAUGGUGGUGUGCCUGUACCUAGUGGUGGUGCCGCAGCUGGACGGCCUGACCCUGGACUUGCUCUUCUCCUUCGUUCUCUUGAUGGUGGGGGUCGGCUUGUACCUGAUGUUCCGUUUCUUCAAGAACAGAAGUCACAUCUGCGAUGGCCUAGUGAUAUUCAUACAGCUGCUGAUGAGGGUUGGCCCUCCUGCUUCAUACGAUGCUUCGAGAUGACUCCGCUUCGUGCUGUUUUGAAAGAAACUAAAGAACUUGCAGUUCCAUAAGUUUGUCGACAAAAUAAAAAGUCACCUAACUU